Molecule: messenger RNA, 2103 nt
Organism: Fraxinus pennsylvanica
Lineage: Eukaryota; Viridiplantae; Streptophyta; Magnoliopsida; Lamiales; Oleaceae
Source: the annotation of a GenBank genome assembly
AUGUGUCCAUCUUCAUUCAAAUUCUUCUGGGCUCUGUUCUUCUUCUUCAUCUUUCCCCAAUCUUUCUCCAUUUCUUUCUUCCCCCGUAACAAUGUCACCCUUUUUGGUGACGCUUUCUUGAACAACCACACUAUAAUCCUAACUCAAGAACACAGCUGCACGCCGCCGCCUUCGCCGCAGGCGGUGGCGUUAGCUUCUCCUCCUCCUUCAAUCACUUCUCUUUCUGGACUCGGAAGAGCUUUCUACGUGAACCCAAUUCGAUUUCUUGAUCCUUCGUCGAAUGCCACUGGCUCUUUCUCUUGUAGAUUUUCCUUCACAAUCACAUCCACCCCUUCUUGUCCUUCCGGUGAGGGUCUUGCAUUUUUUAUCACUUCUAAUACAGGUUCUUUCAGUCUUUCUGAUGGUCAUAUGGGGCUUCCAGCAGAUUUUCAAGAUUCUUAUGUUGCUGUUGAGUUUGAUACAACUUUUAAUCCUUCUCUUGAGGAUAUUAACAGUAAUCAUAUAGGCAUUGAUGUUAACAGUGUUAAAUCAUUGGCUUCUGUUGAUGUUGUUUCAAAAGGGAUUAAUCUUAGGGGAGGGAAAGAAAUAACUACAUGGAUUGAAUACCGGGAUUCGGAGAAGAUGAUCCGUGUGUGGGUCGGAUACUCGAACCAGAUUAGGCCUAUUAGUCCUGUUCUUGAAGCUCAGAUUGACCUUUCCAAGCAAUUCAAAGAGUUUAUGCAUGUUGGAUUCUCUGCUUCUAAUGGAAAUGGCUCCGCUAUUCACACGGUUGAUAGAUGGCGAUUUAAAACGUUUUUCGGGUUUCUAUCUUCUACAAUGCCUAUGGAUACAGUUGAAGAAGGGGAUUGUUUUAUGUGUGUUCCAGGGGAUUCAAAUUUGGAGAUAAAUACCUUUGAUUAUAGUCAAUCAACUAAACGAAUACUAAAUAUGGCUCUUAUUGUUGGGGGAUUGGCUGCAGUCAUGAUCUUGUUAGCUGCAUUUCUUGUGAUUUGUUGUAUACGUUUGAUUAAAAGGAAACGAAUUCGAAGAGCACGUAGUGAACAUCAAAUGCGUAGAUUUCGUCGUGGUACGAUGGUUCCCCAAAUGUUAUCUCUGACUGAGAUAAAAUCAGCUACCAAUGGAUUCAAUCAGGACAAGAUUAUAGGUGAAGGAGCAUCAGCAGUUGUAUAUGAAGGGAAAAUUCCCUCUUGUGGAUCCGUGGCAAUAAAAAGGUUCGUUCAAGAUAAUAGUAAAAUUGAUCCCUCGAUUUCUCGCAUUCCAUUCAACACGGAGUUGGCAACAAUGAUGGGGUGCUUGAAGCACAAAAACUUGGUACAGUUACAAGGGUGGUGCUGUGAGAGGAAUGAACUAGUUCUAGUUUAUGAGCUCAUGGCGAAUGGAAGCCUCGACAAAAUCCUCCACAAUCGGACGAGUUUAACGAAGUUUCUCACCUGGGAACGAAGAUUGAAUGUAAUUCGUGGAGUGGCUUCUGCUCUUAUAUACUUACAUGAAGAAUGUGAAAGCCAGAUAAUCCACAGAGAUGUCAAAACUUGCAAUAUAUUGCUCGAUGCAGAGUUCAAUGCAAAACUUGGCGAUUUCGGGUUAGCAGAAGUUUAUAGGCAUAGUUUUAGGACACGAGACGCCACUGUCCCUGCCGGAACAAUGGGCUAUUUGGCACCGGAAUACGCUUUUUCGGGCGUCCCGACAGUGAAAACUGAUGUGUACAGCUUUGGGGUGGUGGUGCUGGAAGUGGCAUCAGGGAGGAGGCCAGUUGAUGAAGAAAGACUCGUGAUUACUGAUUAUGUGUGGGAUUUGUGGGAACAAGGGGUGAUUUUAGAGGCAGCUGACCCUAAACUCAUGGGGCAUUUUAACAGGAUGGAAAUGGAGAGGACACUUAUUGUGGGGCUUUCUUGUGCAUAUCCAAAUUGUGAGAAAAGGCCAGUCAUGAGAGAGGCUGCAAGAAUGCUUAAAGGGGAAUCCCCAAUUCCAGUUUUGCCUUCAAAGAAACCUAUUCUGAGAAUUCAAUCUGUUUUGCCUGAGGGUUGUGAAGAAAUUAUGAAUUUUGGUGGAGAUAUUGAUGGCACUCCAUGGUCUACCCCAAGAACGCAUUUUAGCAAGAAUUAG